Oryctolagus cuniculus (rabbit) is the source of this 5998-nucleotide messenger RNA. The record is from RefSeq and is a predicted model, not a curated record. Lineage: Eukaryota; Metazoa; Chordata; Mammalia; Lagomorpha; Leporidae.
UUAUGACCUAAUGGUUGUAUGUGGUCCUACAGGUAUGGAUCUCUGGCAGCUGCUGUUGACCGUGGCACUAGCAGGGUCAAGUGAUGCUUUUUCUGGGAGUGAGGCCACACCAGCUACCCUUGGCAGAGCAUCCGAGAGUCUGCAAAGAGUUCAUCCAGGCCUGGGGACAAAUUCUUCUGGGAAGCCCAAAUUCACCAAGUGCCGUUCACCUGAACUAGAGACUUUUUCAUGCCACUGGACAGAUGGGGUUCAUCAUGGUUUAAAGAGCCCAGGAUCUGUGCAGCUGUUCUAUAUUAGGAGGAACACUCAAGAAUGGACUCAAGAAUGGAAAGAAUGCCCUGACUAUGUUUCUGCUGGGGAGAACAGCUGUUACUUUAAUUCAUCCUAUACCUCCAUUUGGAUCCCCUACUGUAUCAAGCUAACUAACAAUGGUGGUAUGGUGGAUCAAAAGUGUUUCUCUGUUGAGGAAAUAGUGCAACCAGAUCCACCCAUUGGCCUCAACUGGACUUUACUGAAUGUUAGCUUAACCGGGAUUCAUGCAGAUAUUCAAGUGCGAUGGGAACCACCACCCAAUGCAGAUGUUCAGAAGGGAUGGAUAGUCUUGGAGUAUGAACUUCAAUACAAAGAAGUCAAUGAAACUCAAUGGAAAAUGAUGGACCCUGUAUUGUCGACAUCAGUUCCUGUGUACUCGUUAAGACUGGACAAAGAAUAUGAAGUGCGUGUGAGAUCCAGACAGCGAAGCUCUGAAAAAUAUGGCGAGUUCAGUGAGGUGCUCUAUGUAACCCUUCCUCAAAUGAGCCCAUUCACAUGUGAAGAAGAUUUCCGGUUUCCAUGGUUCUUAAUUAUUAUCUUUGGAAUAUUUGGACUAACAGUGAUGCUAUUCGUAUUCAUAUUUUCUAAACAGCAAAGGGCACCUGGCUAUUAAAACAAAUGUUAAUGGAUCUAAAAGAAGACAUAGACCCUCUUACAAUAGUAACGGAGGACUUCAAUACCCCAUUUUCAGCAAUGGACAGAUCAACCACACAGAAUAUCAGCAAGGAAACAAUUAAUCGACACUGUAGUCCAAGUGGAAGAAACGGAUAUCUGCAGAACUUUUGAUCCUACACUUUCAGAAUACACAUUCUUCUCACCAGUUCAUGGAACUUUCUCUAGGAUUGAUCACAUGCUAGGCCAUAAAGCAAGUCUCAGCAGAUGCAAAAAAAUCUAAAUCAUACCAUGCAUCUUCUGUGACCACAAUGGAAUGAAGUUGGAUUUCAAAAAUUCAAGAAUCUCUAGAACAUAUGUAAACACAUGGAAACUGAAAAACAUACUCCUAAAUGAACCAUGGAUCAUUGAGGAAAUCAAAAGAGACAUUUAAAAAUUCCUGUAAAUGAAUGAAGAUGACAAUACAGUAUAUCAAAACUUAUGGGAAACAGCAAAAGCAGUGUUAAGAAGAAACUUCAUAGCAGUUGGUGCCAACAGCAAGCAAUUGGAAAGACACCAAAAAAUGAACUAUUGAUGCAUUUCAAGGACCAAGAAAAACAUAGUAAAUCAAACCAAAAAUUAGUAGGAGAAAAGAAAUAAUUAAAAUUAGAAAAGAAAUAAUCAAAUUGAAACCAGAUAAAUACAAAAAAUAAGUGAAAGGAAGAGCUGGGUUUUUUUUUUUUUUGAGAAAAUAAACAAAAUUGACACACCAUUGGCCCAAUUAACCCAAAAAAAAAAAAAAAAAAGAGGGAGAAGACCCAAAUAAAAAAAAAUCAGAGAUGAAAAAAGAAAUGUAAAAAGAGAGACCACAUAAAUAAAAAGAAUCAUCAGAAAUUACUACAAAGAGCUGUAUAUAAGAAAUCAGGAAACCUAGAAGAAAUAGAUUGAUUCCUGAACACAUAGAACCUACGUCAAUUGAGCCAGGAAAAUGUAGAAAACCUAAAGAGACCAAUAACCGUGAUGGAAGCUAAACCAGUAAUAAACACCCUCCCAACAAAGAAAAGCCAAGGACUGGAUGACUUCACUCUGAAUUCUACCAGACCUUUAAAAAGGACUAACUCAAAUUAUUCUCAAGCUGUUCAAAACAAUUGAAAGGGAGGGAAUCCUCCCAAACUCCUUCUAUGAAGCCAGCAUCACUUUAAUUCCUAAACCUGAAAAAGUUACAGCAGAGAAAUGGAAUUAUAGACCAAUUUCCCUGAUGAACAUAGAUGUAAAAAUCCUAAAAAAAUUCUAGCCAACCAAAUCCAACCACACAUCUGAAAGAUCAUUCACCUGGACCAAGUGGGAUUUUAAUCUCUGGUAUGCAGAGAUGGUUCAACAUUCCCAAAUCAAUGUGAUACAUCACAUUAACAAACUGAAGAACAAAAACCAUAGAAUUAUCUCAAUAGAUGCAAAGAAAGCAUUCAAGAAAAUAUAACAUCUUUUCAUGAUAAAAACUUUAAAAAAAUUGUGUUACUGAAGGAACAUUCCUCAACACAAUCAAGGCAAUUUAUGACAAACUUAUUUAAUAGAGAAAAGUUGGAAGCAUCAUUCCCAAUAAGAUCUGGAACUAGACAAGGAUGCCCACUCUCACCAUUGCUAUUCAAUAUAGUCCUGGAAGUUUUAACCCAGAGCCAUUAGGCAAGAAAAAGAAAUCAAGGGAUACAAAUUGGGAAGGAGGAUGUCAAACUCUCUCUAUUUGCAGAUGACAUGAUUCUAAGACUCCGUUAAGAAGCUACCGGAACUCAUGAGUUUGGUGAAGUGGCAGGAUAUGAAGUCAACACACAACAAGCAAUAGCCUUUGUAUACACAGACAAUGCCGCAGUUGAGAAAGAAUUUCAGAGACCAAUCCCAUUCACAAUAGCUGAAGAAAAAAAGGACAUCAAAGAUCUCUAUGAUGAGAAUUAAAAUCAUAAAGAAAGAAAUAGAAGAAAACACAAAAAAUGGAAAAAUCUUCCAUGUUCAUGGACUUCAAGAAUCAAUAUCAUCAAAAUGUCCAUACCACUGAAAGGAAUUUGUGGAGUCAAUGCAAUACCAUUCAAAAUACCAAGGUCAUUCUUCUCAGAUAUAGAAAAAAUGAUGCUGAAAUUCAUAUGGAAACCUGGGACCCUGAAUAGCUAAAGCAAUCUUAUACAACAAAAUCAAAGCUGUAGACAUCACAAUAUCAGAUUUCAAGACAUACUGCAGGGCAAUUAUAAUCAAAGCAGCCUGAUACUAGCACAAAAACAAAUAGAAAGAGCAAUGGAACAGAAUAGAAACUCCAGAAAUCAACCCAUGCAUCUAUAACCAAUUAUCUUUGACAAAGGAGCUAAAACCAAUCCCUGUGCAAGGACAGUUUCUUCAACAGAUGGUGCUGGGAAAACUGGAUCUCCACAUACAUAAGACCCCUACCAUACAUCUUACACAAAAAUCCACUAACAAUAGAUCAGAGACCUAAAUCUAUGAUCUAAUACGGUCUAAUUAUUAGAUUACUUUGGGGAAACCCUGAAAGACAUUGGCAUAGGCAAAGAGUUCUUAGAAAAGACCCCAGAGGCACAGGCAAUCAAAACCAAAAUUAACAUAUGGGAUUACAUCAAAUUGAAAAGCUUCUGCACUGAAAAAGAAACACUAGGCAAAGUGAAGAGGCAACUGACAGAAUGGGAGAAAUGAUUUGCAAAUUAUGCAACUGAUAAAAGAUUAAUAUCCACAAUAUAUAAAGAGAUCAAGAAACUCCACAACAACAAAAUAAACAACCCAGUUAAAGAAAUAUGCAAAGGACUUAAACAGACAUUUUUCAAAAGAAGAAAUCCAAAUGGCCAACAGAUACAUGAAAAAAUGCUCAGGAUCACUAGCCAUCAGGAAAUGCAAAUCAAAUCCACAAUGAACUUCCACUUCACCCCUGUUAGAAUGGCUUUCAUACAGAAAUCAACAAACAACAAAUGCUGGCAAGAUUAUAGGAUAAAAGUGCCCUAAUUCACUGUUGGUUGGAAUGUAAACUUGUACAACCACUGUGGAAGACAGUAUGGAGAUACCUCAGAAAUCUGAAUAUAGAUCUACCAUAUGACCCAGUCAUCUCACUCCUGGGAAUUUACCCAAAGGAAAUGAAAUCAGCAUAAGAAAGAGUUAUCUGUACCCCCAUGUUUAUUGCAGCUCAAUUCACAAUAGCUAAGAUAUGGAAUCAACCCAAUGCCCAUCAACUGAAGACUGGAUAAAGAAAUGAUGGAAUAUGUACACCGUAGAAUACUACACAGGACUGAAAAAUAAAAUAAAAUCCUAUAAUUGCAACAAAAUGGAUCCAACUGACAAACAUUAUGCUUAGUGAAAUAAAGCAGCCCCAUAAGGAAAAAUACCAUAUGUUCUCCCAAAUCUGUGAAAACUAAUAGAGCACUUAAUACUUAAUCUAUAGAAGUGAAAUUGUCACUUUGAGAUGCAAUGACCUUGAACAUCCCUUGUCUUGACUGUGAGGAACAGUUAAUUGAAAAUAAAUCUUAGUAUAAAUUAAGAAAUGGAAUAGGAGAAGGAGAAGAAAUAAGUGCGGGAAUGUGGGUGGCAGGACAGGUAGGAUGGGAAAAAUCACUGCGUUGCUAAAGUUAUAUUUAUGAAAUGCAUGAAGUUGUAUACCUUAAAAGGUUUCUGGGUAAAAAAAAAAAAAUAAAAGUCAGAGUAUGUAUUUAAGUAAUCCCAACAACAAAAAUCCAAACUAUUCUGUUGAUUAUGAUCUGUACAGUAGGUGGGCUGACUUCUAUGUACGUAACUGAUUUAUAAUAGAUAUUGAUAAACUCACUAUUUUUAAUCAUUUUUCUCAACAUUCUUAUUUUGAGUUACCAAAUAAAUUUGCUAUGAUGCUUAAUUAUAUUAGCUAACAAUAUUUAGAAGAAAAAACCAUCCCCUAAAAGAUAGGAUUUUAAAUAAAAUGUAUUAAUGUUUGUCUAAAAGACUAUUUUCUCUGAAAAUUGUUGUCCUAAACUAUGACACUUGAUUAAAAUCACCAAAAUGUAAGAUUGAUUUGAGCCGGCACUGCGGCUCACUAGGCUAAUCCUCUGCCUUGCGGCGCCAGCACAGCGGGUUCUAGUCCCAGUCGGGGCGCUGGAUUCUGUCCCGGUUGCCCCUCUUCCAGGCCAGCUCUCUGCUGUGGCCCGGGAAGGCAGUGCAGGAUGGCCCAAGUCCUUGGGCCUUGCACCCCAUGGGAGACCAGGAGAAGCACCUAGCUCCUGCCUUCGUACCAGCGCAUUGCGCCGGCCGCAGCAUGCCAGCCGCAGCGGCCAUUGGAGGGUGAACCAACGGCAAAAGGAAGACCUUUCUCUCUGUCUCUCUCUCUCUCACUGUCCACUCUGCCUGUCCAAAAAAAAAAAAAAAAAAAGAUUGAUUUGAAACCUUUAUUCUACUUCCAAAUUUCUCAUUCUAAAUUGACUUUUUUGUAGGCAAGAAUUCAUUUUUUAAAAUCUUCCUAUACAAACUUUGUAAUUCUCUAAAUUUGCAAGUUCUAAUGUAAGUAGGAAAUGAUAUAAAAUAUUUGGUAGCAAAAAGAACAUGUAGUUCCAAGAAAUAAAAUGAUGUUCCAAAGGAUGAGAUGCUUAUGCCAGUCUUCCCCAGAAACCCAGGAUUAUAGAGGGGUUCAGUUCCUACAUGUCUUUGAAAUUUUGAAUCCAGAAUUCAUUAUCCAAGCUACUUCAUACUGACUUAAUCCACAUAAUUAACAGUCAACUCUAGAAAAAUGUGUACUGUAGGGGCCUUUACCUUGGCAUAGCGGGUAAAGCCUCUGCCUACAGUGCCAGCAUCCCAUAUGGGCGCCAGUUCAAGUCCCAGCUGCUCCACUUCCGAUCCAGCUCUCUGCUAUGGCCUAGGAAAGCAGUGGAAGAUGGCCCAAGUGCUUGGCCCCCUGCACCUGCAUGAGAUUCCUGGACAAAGCUCCUGGCCCUUGGCUUUAGCUCAGCACAGCUCCAGCAGUUGCGGCCAUCUGGACAGUGAACCAGCGGAGGGAAAAUCUCUCUCUCUCUCUCUGCCUCUCCUCUCUCUGUAUAACUCUGACUUUCAAAUAAAUAAUAAAUAAAUCUUUAGAAAAAGUGUAUGCUAUAAA